AGUCAAUGUCGGCAAUGUGGAUUCGACCUCAGGUGUCGUCCAGACAGCAGGUGACAAAAACAUGAACGGCCUCAGCGCAGGCUCGACAGCUUCGACGGUCACGACUAUCGCGGAUGCAGUCGUCAGUAGCUCAGGAGAUGGCCCCACUGUAACCUUUUCUGCGAGCACCCUAAGUACCGCAUCUUCUGCAAUUCCUUCUGCUCAGCCUCAAGGUACCCUGACCAACCAAGGGACUUCGUCUUCAACCUUCAUCUCUAUGGUAUCGAGUGCAUCGACGCUUUUCACCAGCUCUCUCGUCUUUAUCGUACCACCUUCAUCAAAUAUACUACCGGCUUUCCAGAGCACAUCGACUAUCCCGAGUGUUGCUUCCACUUUGACUUCGUCGACCACGGUACGAAUUGUUGCAUCAGAUCAGUCUACGCUAGUCCCUUUUCCGAGCACAGUGACGCCAGGCAGUGUGUCUUCCAGCUCGUCCGCUGUCGCCAUUCCGACAAGCAGCUCUACGAGCGCCCUGCCAAUGUCACAAACGGCUUUGACUACAGCGGGCCCCGCGAGCAUCUUGUUGACUUCCCAACAACCAGUUAGCCUACUGAGUAUAGCCAGUCCGUUGUUUGUAUCAAAUGGUACGCCAUCCAGCACCAUGGUACAAGUCAGCGUUAUCUCAAUUUCUGUACUUCCUUCAUCGUCCACGGGCGUGUUGGCUGGCAAUGGAGUCACAGGUGUCACAUCGUCGCUUGGGACCACUUCCACAAGCCCGACUUCUGUAACUACAACGUCGACGGUCUCGGCGAGUAGCAGUCUAUUGAGUCAGAUAAUGUUCUCCUCGAGUGUUGCAGUUACGGGUAGUAGUACCUCGGUCCCUCCUGUUGUAGUUACUAUCGCUACGAGCCCUACCUCUUCUGCUAUCUCUACCCCUGUCGCGUCAUCAAGCCUCGCAUCAUCUAGCGUCGGAUCCGUAAGCAUCUUACCUUCGAGUAUCGUACCCUCGAGUAUCGCAUCCGCAAGUAUCGCACCCUCGAAUGUCGUACCCUCGAGUAUCGUACUUCCAAGCACGCCAUCGAGUUUCUUAUCUUCGAGCACUGUGGCCCCGAGCGGCAUUCAUUCGAGCUUCAUAACCUCACCCUCAAGCGGUGGGCUUUCGAGCAUACUGACCUCUAGUACCACGUUCGUGACCAGCAGCUUUUCAGUCGUCUCUACACAGUCUCUCGCAUCAGGUAUCGCUGUGAUCAGUGUGACCGCACCCACCUCGACAGCACCACAAAGCACUUCUGCUGCGACAGGGAUGAGCCCUUCAGCAUCCUCAGCUCAGCUCAAGAGUUCAUCCUCAAGCUCAACUUCCCCAGCCCCUAGCUCGAUCGCGACAUCCUUGAGCCUCUCCAUGGUGUCUAGCAGCUCAUCAGCGGCCUCUCUAUCUGCUGCCUCGGUCGCUUCGAGUGUAGUGACAACCAAGCCCAGCAGUGUAGCUCUGAGUUCCUCUGCUACACCUGCAACCAGCACGGUCAAUUGCGCCUAUUUGAUUUCUGCAGGCUUGCUGUCUCGUGCCCAGCUGAGCGCUCUCGGUUGUGGUCAAGUGAUCGGUGGCAUUGUGAAACGAGAUGAGCGUACGACUUUGCGAACAUCGUACAAGCCGGCUUCUGUCGUGUUGAGUGUUAAGUGAUGUUGGAAGCGGGCUGAAUUCUUCUGCGUUUCCUUUCUGCUUUCAAGUCCUCUUUCCUUUGUUGAGUGAUUUUUCCGAGCCUUUGACGCUAUAGCUCUCAGGCUUUGCUUACUUAAUGUAUGUAGCGACUGCUAGGUUGAUCCCAGAAUUGUG
This is a messenger RNA of Aureobasidium subglaciale EXF-2481, 1810 nucleotides long. RefSeq lists its product as uncharacterized. The annotation marks the transcript as partial. Lineage: Eukaryota; Fungi; Ascomycota; Dothideomycetes; Dothideales; Saccotheciaceae. The transcript has a single exon. The record is from RefSeq and is a predicted model, not a curated record.